AUGUCGGACGAGAACGAUUCUCGAAGUCCGACUUCGCCCCCCACAACGACGAGCAACACCAGUAGGAAGCAGACCAUAUCAUCACCGGGAACGACAGCUUCACCGGCGCCCUCGGGGCACUCGUUCAAACGCGCCGUGACCGUAGACGAGACAUCUCAGGUGCGCCGGCGGCCGCCUUUCAGCCAUAUCCCAACAGAGAACUCAUUCGCCGAGAGAGGCCUUGGGAGGAGAAGGAGUUCGACGUUGUCGGAUUACAGCUUUGGCGAUGCAAGAGAUUUUCUCAACCCUAGACCUGGAGACGGUAUACCAUCAACAUCGACGGACGAACUAUCUAACUGGGCCUCGGUUCCUCUGGCAUUUGCACUUUUACCCGCGGUCGGUGGUUUGCUUUUCAAGAAUGGUAGCGCCGUUGUGACGGACAUUAUGUUGCUGGGCUUGUCGGCCGUGUUCCUGCACUGGUCCGUCACACAUCCAUGGAAUUGGUACCAUUCGGCGCAAGCAGUACGAGAGCGGGCAGAGAUCAGUACGAGCGCUGUUGUUGACGAUGAGAGCGAGGGAGAGCAGGCGGCUGGAAGCCCCUCACCGGCAGCAUCGACGGCUAACGGCCACACGACCAACGGAAGCGUUGACGAAGCGUCCGAAGUACCCACGACGCCCACGUCCUUUGUUCAGGAACAAGUACGUAAGUCGACGACGCCGCCAAGAAACAAGAAGGAGGAUGCAUUGGCUGAGCUAUGGGUACAUGAAAUCCUGGCCCUGGUAUCAUGCUUCAUGUUUCCCAUGCUGGGCGCAUACUUGCUGCAUGCCAUUCGCGCGCAACUUAGUCGGCCCUCGGAGGGCCUGGUUUCCAACUACAACUUGACGAUUUUCCUCUUGGCUGCAGAGGUACGACCGAUUUCGCAUCUCAUGAAGCUCGUGCAGUGCAGGACCAUUCAGCUGCAACGGGAUGUCCAUGUAAACCCGUACAAGGACGACGGUGCCACUUCAGAUCAGAUGAGGGUUCUCAUGGCCCGGUUGGAAAUGCUGGAGUCACGGCCUGAGCCGACGCCGAUGAAACACAAUGGGACCUCGGACAAUUCUAAAAUCAAGCAAGAGGCUUCCAUUGCUCGCGAUGUGCGCAACGCCAUCCAGCCCGAUCUGGAUGCGCUGAAUCGGGCUGUGCGACGAUACGAGAAGAAGGCGACUGUACUUGCCUUCCAGACCGAAUCGCGUUUCGCGGCAGUCGAUACCCGCCUGAACGAUGCCAUUGCGCUGGCGGCAGCAGCGGCCAAAAACAGCGUCGCUCGGCCGGGCUUUAUGCAGUGGCUCGUAGAAUCCGUGUGGGCCAUCAUCACGAUGCCCUUCUUCGCGGUAGUCGCUCUGCUGGUGCUGCCUUUCAAGACAGUUAGAGGCUUGCUCAAGCGUAAGAAGAAGUCCCUCCCUGAAAGGACAUCAAAGUCCAGUCGAAAUGGGAAGGCCGUGGGACACGGGAGGAUGGCGGCAGACAGACAACCAAGCCGCGUCUCAAAGAGGUGA
This is a messenger RNA of Colletotrichum costaricense, 1515 nucleotides long. RefSeq lists its product as uncharacterized. Lineage: Eukaryota; Fungi; Ascomycota; Sordariomycetes; Glomerellales; Glomerellaceae. The transcript is spliced from 2 exons. Bases 1 to 1515 code for a protein of 504 amino acids. The record is from RefSeq and is a predicted model, not a curated record.